AUGACACGAGUUGAAGCCGUCCGUUCUCUGCGCAUUUCCCAGGGAAUCUUUUCGAUAGUAAACUUUGGGCUCGCCAGCUAUCUUGUGCAUGAAUUAGCUCAGACCACGCAGCAGCAUGUUACUAGCGACGUAUUCAUAUCGCUUGUUGCUGCCUGUGUCUCCGUCAUAGGUGUACUGUGUGCUCCUAGAGCUGCUAAUCUUUCUAAGAUGUCACCAAAACUUCACCUUGCUUUUGCAGUCGAUUGGAUCACAGCUUUUUUUAACAUGGCAGCUCUUAUCUCCCUCGCGGUUUUUGUGACAAAAUCGCAAUACUGCCAAGCAACCACGUGCUUAAUAGCUAAGGCAAGCACUGUACUGACCGCUUUCAACUUCAUCAACUGGGCAGCUACAGCGACGUUCCUAGGUAUUGAGAUUUCGAAAUUGACAACCGAUUUUACGGAAAGAUCGCCCCCUAUGGGCAAAGUACACCUUUAG
Molecule: messenger RNA, 474 nt
Organism: Ascochyta rabiei
Lineage: Eukaryota; Fungi; Ascomycota; Dothideomycetes; Pleosporales; Didymellaceae
Exons: 3
Coding region: 1-474 (157 amino acids)
Cellular component (GO): membrane
Source: RefSeq, a predicted model, not a curated record